Messenger RNA from Sceloporus undulatus (fence lizard), 2952 nucleotides. It is a transcript of the gene WASF3, whose product is annotated as WASP family member 3. Gene Ontology annotation, biological process: actin cytoskeleton organization; positive regulation of Arp2/3 complex-mediated actin nucleation. The record is from RefSeq and is a predicted model, not a curated record. The transcript is spliced from 9 exons. NCBI's taxonomy places the organism in Eukaryota, Metazoa, Chordata, Lepidosauria, Squamata, Phrynosomatidae. Gene Ontology annotation, cellular component: cytoskeleton. The coding region runs from base 169 to 1677 and encodes 502 amino acids. Gene Ontology annotation, molecular function: protein kinase A regulatory subunit binding; Arp2/3 complex binding; actin binding.
UUGUCGUUCGAGUACAACAACACCCAGAAUCCACCACCAAAGAGGCCAACUCGAAUACAAGAGACCCCUUUUGGGUGGUGGAUGCCGGGAGUUGUUGUACUUUCUUAUGCCAGCCAACAAGGGACUGUUGUUGUUGUGUUUCAAGUUGGUAUUUCAGGGAACUGAAUCAUGCCUUUAGUCAAAAGGAACAUUGAACCUCGGCACCUCUGCAGAGGAGCUCUGCCUGAAGGAAUUACUAGUGAAUUAGAAUGUGUGACCAAUGGUACUCUUGCUGCUAUUAUUCGCCAACUAAGCAGCUUAAGUAAGCAUGCUGAAGAUAUAUUUGGAGAGCUCUUUAAUGAGGCCAACAACUUCUACAUCAGGGCAAAUUCUCUUCAAGACAGAAUUGAUCGACUUGCUGUCAAAGUUACCCAGCUGGAUUCAACAGUGGAAGAAGUUUCAUUACAGGAUAUCAACAUGAAAAAAGCAUUCAAAAGUUCUACAAUACAGGAUCAGCAAGUGGUUUCGAAGAACAGCAUUCCCAAUCCCAUUGCUGAUAUUUAUAAUCGCAGCGACAAACCACCUCCACUGAAUAUUCUUACUUCAUAUAGAGAUGAUAAAAAGGAUGGCCUAAAAUUCUAUACUGAUCCUUCCUAUUUCUUUGAUCUUUGGAAAGAAAAAAUGCUGCAAGAUACAGAAGACAAAAGAAAAGAGAAGAGACGACAAAAGGAGCAAAAGCGCAUAGAUGGCACUGCUCGUGAGGUGAAAAAGGUUAGAAAAGCAAGGAACAGGCGGCAGGAGUGGAAUAUGAUGGCAUAUGACAAAGAACUUAGACCAGACAACAGGUUAUCUCAAAGUGUUUACCAUGGAGCAUCAUCGGAGGGAUCUCUGUCCCCUGAUACUAGAUCUCACACCUCCGAUAUUACCAGCUACUCAUAUCCUGCCACUCCAAAUCAUUCCAUCCAUCAGCAGCCAGUGAUGCCUUCAUAUGGAGCAGGAGAUGGACCUCUGUAUAUGCUUGCAAACCAGGGCCUUGAACAUGAAUAUAGGCCACCUUCUGCAACAAUGAGACAUGCUACUUUGAACAGACCUCAGCAACCACCUCCACCCCCACCCCAAGCUUUAGAUGGAUCUCUUGGCACUGUAGCUUUGGUACCAGCAGAUUAUGGGAUGCUUGCAGCUCAGAUGGUGGAUUAUUACAAUCCUUCAGGACCCCCGCCGCCUCCCCCUCCACCCAUGAUUCCUUCUGCACAGACCGCUUUUGUUAGUCCUCUCCAAAUCCCUGUGCUACCUUCCCAUCCUGGACUAGUGACUGGAUCUAUGUAUUCUGCUGCUCUUCAUCCUCCUUCUACUGGGCUUGUUGUUACAGCUCCCCCUCCUCCAGGCCCGCCUCCUCCCCCUCCAGGCCCUCCUGCUGCAGGAUCCUCUCUCUCCUCCUCUCCGAUGCAUGCUCCUGCAGUGGCUGAGGCAAAACGACAUGAGACCACGCAGUCACCCAUCAAUGAUGCUCGAAGUGACCUUCUGGCUGCUAUUCGGAUGGGCAUCCAGCUGAAAAAGGUGCAAGAGCAGCGGGAACAAGAAGCCAAGCGUGAGCCAGUUGGAAAUGAUGUGGCCACAAUUCUGUCUAGACGCAUUGCUGUGGAAUACAGUGAUUCGGAUGAUGAAUCAGAAUGUGAUGAGAAUGACUGGUCAGACUGAGAUGAGAAUACAGCACCAAAGCGUGCUAUCAGUUUCUUAUAGGAAUUCAUUAAUUUUAUGUGCACAGUAAUCUAUGUUGGCGCAAAUAACCUAACUUGAUGGUGAUCAGGAUGCUGUCAUUUAGCAAAUAUUGGUUAUAAUAUAAUGCAUAUGCAAAUCCCAGUAUUCUGUUUUCAGUAUCCACUUCAGAAUAUGCAAAUGCCACUGAAUGUAGCAAAUUGUGUUCUGAUCCAAGAGAAGGAACUAGCUGAAAUUUCUUGACCUUGAACAUUGUAAUAUAUAAUAUUUGCAUUUUAUAAACAGUAUUUUCAUACUAAUACAAUUGUUAGAAUUGGGAGGCUAAUUGUGCUAAAACAGCAGAUGAUUUUGCAUUUUUGGCACACCUUUACUAAAAGGCAUAAAAUAGGUAGCAGCUCAAUGCCGUUUGCUUAUUACUUAAAGUUCUGUUCUGCGUCCCCUGUAUGUAACAGGUGAAUGUUUACAUCACAAUUAUACUUUUAAAUGUUUGGGGUUAUACAGAAUGCGGUAUGUGUGAAGAAAUGGAAAGACAUGUGGAAAUGCUGGAUUUUCUGCUUGUUCCUUAGCUCUCAGAUUUUUUGGGAGUUUUCAUUAUCUUUUAAAAACUAAGUUACAGCAGGCAGAUUGAAGCCUCUUUUUAAACGAAUAUUGUAAUUGAGUUUAUAUUUUUCUUAGGGAUACAUUGAUUCAGCCCCAUGUUUGUUCCAUUCCCAGUUUUUGAGUGACCAGAAAAAAAUUAAUUCUGGUACUGGCGUCUGAAUACAUAAUCAAAUAUUAAAGGAUGAGUAUCAAGUCAAGCUGACAAUAUAGAUAAUUUGUUACCUCUUGUGUACAGUUUACAGUGCUGCAUAUAUUAUAUUUUGAUAGACACACAAUGCCUUUAGUCAGCUUAUGGGUGCACUUAUGUCAUCUUUAUUCUUGUGUGCCCCCUUGUUACAAGCUAGCUUUUGUAUUUAGUUUAUUGUUAUAUGCUAUCAAGUCAGCUUUGACAGAUAGCAAGUCUGUGAAUGAGAGACCUCCAAGAGACCCUGUUAUUGCUCAGGAUUUGCAAGCUUAGAGUUGUGGCUUCCUUAAUUGAUUCCAUCUACCUGUAAUGCAGUCUUCCUCUUUUCCUGUUGCUUUCAAACUUUACUCAGCAUGACCUUUUCCAGUAAGUCCUGUCAUCUCACAAAAUAUCCAAGUGCAACAUUUUCAUUUUAGUCCUUUUGGCUUCUAAUGAGAAUUCAGGCUUUGUAGUUGGAUCCAUUUAUUUGUGUG